GAAAGGGAUGGAAAAUAACGGCAGUGUUCGUCGAUUCGGCGAUCUCCUCGUUAGGUGUUCGAUUCCGUCAUCAUCCCUCGCGCGCAGAGAAUUCGUGGGAUCGUGAUCUCUGCUUUGCCUAGUCUGUUAUACAGCUGCAGAGUGUUGCCUGUACCUCGCAAACUAAUAUUCCCUUUUUUGGAUCAAGAAGGUGCUAUAGACUUGGAGUAUCUUUGUUGGUUUAUUCUGGGGAUUGACGUGAGGAGGUGCGAGAUGAAGAGGAAAAGAGUGCCUGAGGAGGAGAUAGCGGACGACUACUGCUUCGUCUGUAAGGACGGAGGACAUCUCAUGGUCUGCGAUUUCAAGCAUUGUCUUAAAUCUUACCAUCCUGAAUGUGUUGGAAAGGAACCCUCAAUAUUGGAGUCCGAAGAAAGUUGGAUUUGUGACUGGCACUCUUGCUUUAUCUGCCGAAAGAAAUCUGCCUUUCAAUGUUAUUGCUGCCCAAGCUCUGUAUGCCGACAUUGCUUGAAGGAUGCUGAGUUUGUGAAAUUCAAAAAAAGGACAAAAGGAUUCUGCAUUAAUUGCUUAAAGAUAGCUAUGUUAGCAGAGGAGAACAUAGCUGUCGAUUCAGAUGGGGAAAAGGUUGAUUUUAAAGAUAUUGAGACCUAUGAGUUCUUGUUUAAAGAAUAUUGGGACAUAAUAAAGGAUAAGGAGGGAUUGACAUUGGCUGAUCUUCAGUCUGCAAAUGCUGCCCUUAAAAGAGGCAAACAUUUAACGGGUGAAUCUGACUCAGACAAGCUUGCUGAAGAGGAUGCAGGAUAUGAUGCUUGUGAAAAUGAAGCAGAUGAUGAUGAUGAUGAUGAUGAUGAUAUAUUACCUCUUGUGAAUCUGAAACGUGGUCGUGGUAGACCAAGAAAACAUCUAGCAAGGCCUAAGUCAAAGAAAAGAGUGUUUCUUGGCUGGGGUUCCACUGAGCUUAUCAAUUUUCUUACGUCGGUUGGGAAGGAUACAGAAGAACCUAUUACACAGUUGGAUGCAAAUGAAAUUAUAAAAGAUUACAUACAUAAAAACAAUCUUUUUGAUCCACACUCCAGUAAGAAAAUUGCUGUACUAUGUGAUGAUAAACUGUAUGCAUUGCUUGGGAAAAAAAAAGUGAAGUAUUACAAACUAUACAGCAUGCUGGAGAAUCAUUUCUAUGCAACAGAUGAAUCAGAUGAAGAAUUAUCUAUCAGUUCAGAAGAGGGUGAUCACUCAAUUAGAAGAUGCAAGAGGGAAAAAAAGCCAUUUGAGAACAAGAAUCUUAACUGGCAUCCGAAGAGCUGCCAAAAGAAUGCAUUUGCACCACCUGAAAUUUGUUAUGCCUCCAUAGUUGGGAAGAACAUAAAUGCAGUCUAUUUGAAGAGAUCUUUAUUUGUAGAACUUCUUAAAACCCCUGACACUUUUGAUGGAAAAGUCACUGGCUGUUUUGUGAGGGUGAAGCUUGAUCGCAAGGAUUUUGAGUUUACACCAGCAAAGAUGUACAAACUGGGUCAGGUUUUAGGUGUUAAGAAGUCUUUAGAAACGUACAAGAUUGGAGAAAUGCUCACCGACAUUGUUCUCUGUGUUUCUAAUUUUCAUAAGGAUGUUCAGAUAUCCAGGUUAUCGGAAGAUGAUUUUGAGGAGGAAGAAUGUGAAGAAUUGUGCCAGUUGGCUAAUAAAGGCCUCUUUAAAAGAUCCACCGUCACAGAGUUUGAAAAGAAGAUCAUUAGUAUUCACGCCGACAGAAUGAAUCAUUGGAUAGAUAAAGAGAUUGUGAGAUUACAAAGAUUAAUAGAUAGAGCAAAUGAUAAGGGAUGGCGCAGAGAGCUAUUUGAAUAUAUCGAUCAAAGAGAGAAGCUUAAAACAUCUGCUGAGCGGCAGCGUCUUCUUCAAGAGAUUCCGAGAGUGAUUGUUGAUACCCAACCAUUCGAAGGAAACACCCAGAGUCCUAUCACAGAAAAGAAAGAAGAUAAAGCAGUGGAAACUACUAAAUCUGACAUGGCCACUGGCUGUGAGGUUGUUGAAGUUGAAGACUAACCGAGUGUUGCCUUAUCCAAUUCUCAUUCAGAUUUUUUGGAAUGAUUGCUCCCGCUCCCAGUACCUUUGUUUUUUUCUUCACAUUAUACUGUGUGAUAUUUUGCUGUUUCAGAAUGAUGAUAAUGGUGGGAACUGAGCAAUUGGGCUAAUGACAUCUACACUAUGUUCUGACUCAAAUUUAAUGGUGAUAUCAGAAGCUAAAGGUCACUCUUCUAGUUCAA
Zingiber officinale is the source of this 2255-nucleotide messenger RNA. RefSeq lists its product as uncharacterized. Bases 253 to 2034 code for a protein of 593 amino acids. The record is from RefSeq and is a predicted model, not a curated record. The transcript is spliced from 11 exons. NCBI's taxonomy places the organism in Eukaryota, Viridiplantae, Streptophyta, Magnoliopsida, Zingiberales, Zingiberaceae. Gene Ontology annotation, molecular function: DNA binding.